UUAACAUUUGUUAUUAGCUGUACUUGAAUCAAUUUAUACAUUUUACUGCAAUUUGAAUUCGCUAUUUUGUGUAUUUUUCCAAAAUCUUUUAAAAUGAAUCAAUGUAAUACUUGUAGUAAAAUAUUUUCAACUGUAAGUAACCUUAAUCAACAUAAAAAAAUUCAUAGUGAUGUGCGGUUUAGUUGUAAUGCUUGUGCAAAAAAAUUUACAAGAAAGAGCGUUUUAAUAAGACACCAGAAACUGUUACAUGAUGAAACCCGACCAGUACAAUUAAAUGUAACUAAAAGAAACGACGUAAACCUUAAUAUUAAUAAACCGUUGCAAAGUAUUACUAUACCUAAUUGUAAACCAUCGACUUCGACUAACGUAAAUAAAGGUGAAAAAAGAAAACACCCCUUUGACGAUUGUUGGGGUGAUAAUGAAGCAGAUAGCCUUUGUUUACAAGCAGCAUCUAGGGAAAAGCAUACAAAGAAAUAUAGAAUAAACAAUAUAAAUACUAGUAGUUUUAGUUUAAUACAACAGGCGUUUGGAGGGUUACAUAAGACAUUUUACAAAAAGAAUUUAAAACGUAUUGUUAAUUAUGGAGUGUUUUUGGAGGAAGCACGGCCUGAAUUAAUUGCUUUGCUUAAACGUCUCUUAACCGACAGUCCUAUUAAGUACAGUUUAAAACUAGAGUCUACUUAUGUUAUUCCGAAUAAAGCUGAAUCUGUGGAAAAUAGGUCUUUUAAAACUACAUCACGAAGUUUGUUCAUAUCAAGUCCUAUUGAAGAGUUUCUGAAUGAAGAUUUCACUAAACUGUUACUAGAGCAAGAAAAAUAUUUAGGUAAAGGUGGUGGUUAUACGUUAGAACGGAUUGAUGGUAUUUUAUUGUACACUGACAAAUACAUGCCUUUUGGAGGAGGUAGUUAUUUACCGCUUCCUAAAGAAAUUGAAAGUAAGCAUGCAACUAUCAAUGUAAAAAAUGAAGAUAACAAUUGUUUUAUUUACAGUAUAACGUCUAAAUCUAUAAACCCAGUAAACGCAUUUCGUAUAACUGUUCAGCAGAAACAUUUUGAAGAGCAUGGACAUAGAUAUAAUUUUUCAGGACUUACCAUGCCCAUGUCACUCGAAGAAAUUGUAAAAUUUGAAAAACAAAACCCUGACGUAUCUGUGAACAUAUAUGGACUGAAAAAAGGUUUUGCAACGUAUAAAAAUAAAACAAAAAAAAUUAGACCUCAAGUAAAAAAAAAUAUUGUUAUACCUUUAAGAGUGUGUAAAGAAGAAAAACUCGAUCAUUUCGAUCUUUUAAUGAUAUCAAAUGAGGAAGGUCUUAGACAUUACUGUUAUAUAACAGAUCUAGCCAAGCUGGUGCGAUCAUCAAUGACUUUGUUUCAUUCAAAAACCGUAAUAUGUAGAAGAUGUUUUAAAACUUAUACUUCCAAACCAAACAAACCUAGCAAAGAAGAGCUCCUACGUCAGCAUAAAGAUCGUUGUAGAGUUAACGAGCCUAUAACUCCUGUUAUGCCUGAACCAGAUACAGUCACCAAAUUUGAAAAUUGGGGUAACACUGAACGUCAUCCUGUUGUCAUAUACGCUGAUUUUGAAGCUGUUUUGUUCAAACACAAGUCCGAAGAAUCACUGGAGAAGAAUACACAGAUAACGCAUGAUCAUGAGCCUAUGAGUUAUUGUUAUUAUGUUAAGGUUAGAGACGAUAUACCAACAUCAUUACUCGAACAGUUUUCAAUUCCAACGUAUCCAGUGUUGUUCAGAGGGGACGGUAAUGGAGAAAAGGGUGCGGUAGCUAAACAUUUCGUUCAAGAAAUUGUGGAAGUGGCUCGAAAUAUAUCUCAAAUGUUACAAGUCAACUUGCCCAUGACUUUUAAGCAAGCUGACGCGAAGAAACAUAAUGAUAUAGUAAAACGCGGUGUGUGUCCUUUAUGCAAUGUUAAGUUCUCUAUAAAUACUUACCCAGUUCGCGAUCAUGAUUAUUUAACAUCCAAGUACAGAAACACAAUUUGUAAUGAAUGUAACUUAAAGUUAAAGUCUCCUAAAUUUGUCCCCUGCUUUUUUCACAACUUAUCCAACUAUGACGGUCAUUUCAUUGUAACACAGCUUGGAUACGACGAUAAACCCAUAACUGUUAUACCUAACAGUGAAGAAAAAUUUAUUUCUUUUUCAAAAUAUGUGGCGAAAGACUUCAAAAUAAGAUUUGUUGACAGCAACAGGUUCAUGGCGUCAAGUUUAUCAAAACUAGUCGAAAAUUUAGCCAAAGGGGAUGUAGGAUACUUUAAAGAUACUACAAAACAUUUUCCAAAUUCAGAUAUCAGUCUUAUUACCCGUAAAGGUGUAUACCCUUACGAGUAUACAGACUCAUUCAAGAAACUUAACGAAACAUCGCUACCAUCUAUAAAUGAGUUUUAUAGUUCUCUAAAUGAGAGUAAUAUAACUGAAGAGGACUAUCAACAUGCUCAGAAUGUUUGGAAACAUUUUAAGUGUACAACGUUAGGACAAUAUAGCGACUGGUAUUUGAAGUUGGACGUGUUGUUGUUAUGUGACGUGUUUGAGUCUUUUAGAGACCUUUGCCUAAAAACUUAUGGACUUGACCCUAAUUACUAUUACACCGCACCCGGCAUGUCUUUUGAUUGUAUGUUGAAACAUACAAAUAUUGAACUCGAGCUAUUACACGAUUAUGACAUGCUCAUGAUGUUGGAGCAGGGAAUUAGAGGAGGUUUGACAACGGCAGUACGCCGAUAUUCGGAAGCUAAUCAUAAAGGACUUUCUAGCUAUGAUAUUAGUAAGCCGGAUAACUGGAUCAUAUAUCUUGAUGCUACAAAUUUAUACGGAUGGGCCAUGUCACAGUAUCUGCCUAAAGAUGGCUUUAAAUGGAGUGAGAUGAAUUUAAAUGUUUCAGAAGUUUUAAAGCUCUUAGAAAAAACAUCAAAUAAUUCGAAAAAAGGAAUGAUAUUAGAAGUCGACGUUUCAUACCCUGAACACUUACAUGAUAAUCAUAACGAUUUACCGUAUCUGCCUUCUAAAGAAGUCCCCGAAGGUUCUAAGUUUCCAAAGCUUUUGGCUACCUUAAAACAUAAAAAAAAUUAAAUAGUACACUACAAUUCGUUGAAACAGGCAUUACAGGCAGGACUGGUGUUGGAAAAAGUGCAUAGAAUGAUAGAGUUUAAUCAAUCUCCAUGGCUGGCAAGCUAUAUAUCAUUAAAUACACGGAUGCGUUCGGUAGCUAAAAAUACGUUUGAAAAAGACUUUUAUAAGCUUAUGAACAACUCAGUAUUUGGCAAAACGAUGGAGAAUGUACGUCUAAGAAUGAAAAUGGAGCUUACUAGUAGUGAGUCAAGAUAUAGAAAGCUUGUAAAUUUACCCUCACAUAAAGGUACAACUGUAUAUGGUGAUAACUUGUGUGCUAUUCAUUUGCAUAAAGAAGAUUUAAUUUUUGAUAAGCCCAUGUACAUAGGAUUUGCCGUGUUGGACAUAUCAAAAACUCUUAUGUAUGAUUUUCACUAUGGUACUAUGAAAGCGUUAUAUGCAGAAAACAUUGAGCUUUUAUACAUGGACACAGGUUCUCUUCGUCUUUUAUUGUAAAAAUUUUUGUUUUUUUUUUGUUAUUAAUUCAUGUGUUUUAGAUUCAUUGAUAUAUUUAGUCAAAACCAAGAAUUUUUAUGAUGAUAUGCAAAAAAAUCAAAGUUUUAUAGAAAAACUAGAUACUUCAAACUAUCCAGUUAACCAUCCAUGUUAUCGUACUGAACGGUGUAAGAUUCCUGGUACUUUCACUGACGAGACUGGAGGGGAGUUUAUUUCAGCACACGUAGCUCUAAGAUCCAAGGCUUACGGUUUUAUUCAAAAUGCUAAAGAGUGCAUCAAGGCAAAAGGAUUGGCGUAUCAUGCCGUCAAAAAUCACAUUAGA
This is a messenger RNA of Daktulosphaira vitifoliae (grape phylloxera), 3895 nucleotides long. RefSeq lists its product as uncharacterized. The transcript is spliced from 5 exons. Gene Ontology annotation, molecular function: nucleic acid binding. NCBI's taxonomy places the organism in Eukaryota, Metazoa, Arthropoda, Insecta, Hemiptera, Phylloxeridae. The record is from RefSeq and is a predicted model, not a curated record. The coding region runs from base 94 to 3078 and encodes 994 amino acids.